AUGGCGGACGAAGAUGAUGUACGUGUUCUCACAGAAGAAGAGAAGGUAAAACUUGAAGAUGAUAGCAAGAUUGUUUCAAAAUUUAAACAGAAUAAGCUAGAAAAAGAAGCCCAAAAAAAUUGGGAUUUAUUUUAUAAAAGAAACGCUACAAACUUUUUCAAAGAUAGACACUGGACUACUGCAGAAUUCAAAGAGCUGUUAUGUGAAAGUAGAAAUGGUGAGGUAAGUGUGUUGUGCUAAAUUACAGAAUUAGAAAAGGAACAAAUCUAUUUAUGGUGGAAUGAAGAGGACUUUGACUGAGUGUUGUACAAGUGGAACCAAAGUAAUCACAACAGCAAAUCAGAGUAGAGGAAAAUUCCAUAAGGAGCCAAUAAGAACUCAGAUUAAAAACAACCAAAAUGCAGAAUUGGUCAAUUUACCAAACAUGACUGGUUUUGAUUUUGCAAGAGGGUGGAUAAAUUUUUUUGACCAAUAACAAAGUGUUUUUUUGGGAAAUCUAAAUGCUAUAUUAGAUAACUUUCAUCAUUCAGUUAAAACUUGUGUCCACAGGGAGAGAAUAAUUUAAUUCCAUUAGAAGAGGAAUGUGCUUGGUUGUUUUCAAAUAACACAAGAAAUCUGGGGACAAAUGAGAAAGAAAAAAGCAUGGGAGAACUAAGGAGGGUAAUGACCCUCUUUUCUUAUGAAUCCUACAAAAUAACUUAGGCAGUUCUCCAUCACCCACUUGUACUCCUCUUCUCCUUUCCUUUGACUUCAGCCUGGCACAGGCAGAGUUGAAAUGAUGUGAUUAAUUUUGGUCAAGACAUAUAAGUUUGAAACUGUGUGAGAUUGGUUACAAAAAGUCAAUUCUUGAUGCAUGAGAAGCUGUGAUUGCUCUCCAAAUCUAAAUCUAAAUUUUCUUUAUUGAAAUCAAGUCAGAUUUUGUUACAAGCAAAGUUUUAUUGGAGGCUGGAUGUGGUGUUGGAAAUCUCUUCUAUCCAUUACUUGAAGAAAUCCCAAAUCUCUUCAUUCAUGCAUGUGAUUUUUCAAAAAGAGCCAUUGAUUUUGUGAAGGUAAGAACUUUUAGCAAAUUUGGAGACCAUGUGGGGAAUGGAUAAAGGGGAUAAGUUUCUGAAGAAACUGUGGUGCUGCAUUAGUGGGAGAGUAUAACAGGUAAUUUGGUGUUAACAACUGGGUUGAAAACGUAAAUUAGCCACCGUAAAGAGUUUAGAGGGUCAGCCCUUUGUCUAUUGCUUUGAAAAUAGGCUGACGCUCAAAACGUCAGCCUUUAAACUUUUUAUGGUGGCUAAUUUACGUUUUCAACUCAGUUGUUAACGCUGAAUCAUAUGUAGGGAAUGGUUAGGGUACUCCUUAGAAUCUUAAACACUAAGUAUUUAAUUUUAUUCAUAUGGUUUACACUUUAUUAAUGGAGGAGAGAAAAAGUGUAUUGUUCCUGCAUCGUAAUUAUGAUCAUAUAAUUACUUGUGCAGUAUAAUUAUAGCUUGAAAAGAUUGGUAAUUCAGAUUCAACCAAAUAAAGUUGCCUUGAUUGAUUGCUCUGAAAAAUAAUACUGAUUGACAGAUUAGGUGACCCCUUUCAUCCCUUCCAAGAUCUCAUAAGUGAUUCUCCUUGCUGUCUGUCAUAUAGUUUUUCUGAUGUUAGUCUAGAGAAUUUGGUAUUAGAUCAACUUAUAAUUCUCUAAUUAAUAAUUUUCUUUAUUCUCAUCACUUGUCUGCUUGAUAUUGUAUGGAUAUUGUAAGGAGAAAUUCUGUCUUGGUCACUCAGGGGAGUUAAAGGGUUUACAAUUUUUGUUUGUUUUUUUGUCUAGGAACAUCCUGCUUUUAGUGAAGAAAAAGUAAAUGCCUUCCAUUGUGACCUAACAGUGGAUGCUUUAGAGUCACAUGUGCCAAAAUGUAGUGUGGACAUUGCAACUUUGGUGUUUGUCCUGUCUGCCGUCCAUCCAGAUAAAAUGUUGACUGUUCUUCAAAAUGUAAUACAGGUAAAACAGUAAACUGAAGUGAUUGCGUUUUUUUUUUCUCAAACAUUAUUCUCAAAGUUCACCCACAAAGUAAACAGAUAAUUAAUAUGGCUUUAGACUGGUUUUUCUGGGUUGUAUGAGCGUUCUCCUGAGGCACAGAUGGCUGGUAUUUUUACAGUCUUACUUGUUUCUGAGGUGUCAGUUACUUAACUCCCAAGAUCUGAUUGUUAAUUCUUCCCUCUAGCUACUACACAUUUCCUUGUAAAUUGGUUAUGAGAAUUUGGUGGUCAAUCAAAGUAAUAUCUUGUACCUGAUGAGUUUGAGUAUUCUCAUCACCUGUUUGCUGAAUAAUGUAUGAAUAUUAUAGGGAGAAGUUCCAUGUUAAUCAAUUCUGCAAGUUAGAGUGUUAAGUAAGACAAAACACUUAAAUACUUGUCUUGAUCUUGUUAAGGUAUCCUGUCACAGUUUGGUUAGGAAAAGACACAGUCAACUUUGACACAGUAAACGAUUCAUUUUUACAAAUAUUUUUUAUUUUAUUUUCAUCCAAAUAAGGUUCUCAAACCAGGUGGAUUGCUGUUCUUUCGUGAUUAUGGGUUGUAUGACCAUGCUAUGUUAAGAUUUAGUCCUGCAAACAAACUCUCAGAUAACUUUUAUGUCAGACAAGAUGGCACUAGAGCUUAUUAUUUUUCAAAAGGUAAGCUGAAGUCCUCUUUCCAUCUUUGUCCUUUUCAUAAAUUCACAUCUUCUUUGUUUGUCCCUCUUUUAUUUCUAAAAAAAAUAUAUAUAUGUUUUUGCAUGUGUUUAUUUUACAAUAAAUUGUUGGCAACUGAAGGAAGAGGGGGCACAAUAGAAAUAGGGGCUUAUUGGGGAGGGGGGUUUAUCAGAGAGGGAGAUGUUCUAGACAAAGAUGCUUUAUAGGGAGGAGGACUUUAUUUAAUGGGGGUCUUGAUUGAUCGUAGGGCUCAAUGGAGAGGGGGGUUUAUUUAUAAUAUAGAACAGGGCUUAAUAGAGAGAAGGGUUAUUUGGGAUGGGACUCUUAGGGGAAGGAGGUGUAACAGAGAGGGGGAAUUUUUAGAUAGGGAGCUUAAUAUAGAACAGGGCUUAAUAGAGAGGAGGGUUAUUUGGGACGGGACUCUUAGGGGAAGGAGGUGUAACAGAGAGGGGCUUAAUGGAGAGGGGGAAUUUUUAGAUAGGGAGCUUAAUAUAGAACAGGGCUAAAUAGAGAGGAGGGUUAUUUGGGAUGGGACUCUUAGGGGAAGGAGGUGUAACAGAGAGGAGGGCUUAAUGGAAAGGGGGAUUUAUUAGAUAGGAGACUUGAUAUAGAACAGGGCUCAACAAAGAGGGGGUUAUUUGAGAUGGGGACUCUUACAGGAAGGAGGCUUAAUAGAGAGGGGGACUCAGGACUUAGCAGGGGACCUAUCAGAUAGGAGGCUUAAUAUAGAACAGGACUUGAGGAUGCUUAUUCAAGGGAGGAAGGCCUAUUAGAAACUAGAGAAGUCCCAGAGUGGUGGGGUUAUUAGAGAAGGGGCUUGAUAAAGAGCUGUGGGGAGGAAUUGGUGGAGAGUGAACCCUCAGAUAGGGGGCUCAUUAGCAAGGGGCUUGCUAGAACGUAUGUCAUUGGUAACUUUCUUUCUCUUUUUUUCUCCCAUUGUAAAAAAAAAAGACAACUUGAUGCCAAUCAUUGAAAAUUUUUCUUCCCCUGUUACAGUGCUUUUUCUUGUUUUGCUCUUACAGAUCUUGUUGAAACACUCUUCCAUCAAGCUGGAUUUGAAACAUUAGUCAAUGAUUAUGCUCACAGGAGGACUGUUAAUAAAAAGGAAGGAGUUGAUGUACCAAGGAUAUUUGUACAAGCUAAAUUUAGAAAACCAGGAAAACCUGGAUGA
Molecule: messenger RNA, 3837 nt
Organism: Pocillopora meandrina
Lineage: Eukaryota; Metazoa; Cnidaria; Anthozoa; Scleractinia; Pocilloporidae
Source: the annotation of a GenBank genome assembly